Messenger RNA from Monomorium pharaonis (pharaoh ant), 2993 nucleotides. RefSeq lists its product as uncharacterized. The coding region runs from base 431 to 2047 and encodes 538 amino acids. Gene Ontology annotation, molecular function: DNA binding. Gene Ontology annotation, cellular component: nucleus; transcription regulator complex. Gene Ontology annotation, biological process: regulation of transcription by RNA polymerase II. The transcript has 3 exons. The record is from RefSeq and is a predicted model, not a curated record. Lineage: Eukaryota; Metazoa; Arthropoda; Insecta; Hymenoptera; Formicidae.
ACGCGCUGAGUCGAAUCGAGUCGGGGCGAGCCGCGCCGAGCGGUGCCGAGCGGGACCGACCGCCGGGGUCGAGCGGAGCCGAAAGCCCCCGCGGUUGGUCGCGUCGCGUCGCGUCGCGCCGCGCGUAGCGAGUAGCACCGCGCCGGAGCGUGUGUGUGCGCGCGCGCGCGUCUGUCCGCGCUUACAACUCGCUCUCCGCGCUCCUGUGCCCGCUUCACCGCGCUGCUCUCCUCCGCACCCGGCCGCGAGAGAACGGCCACACACCGCGGGAGAGUCCCGUCGUCGUUGUGUUAUCGUAUAGCUUCGCGCGUCGCCUCGCCAGCCUCGUCGACAUUGUUAUUGUUAACGUCAUCGUCAUCGCCGUCAACCUUCUCGUUUCGUCGCGCGUGUGUUGUACGCCGCGUCCCUUCCGACUGGCCCGCGCGCGUGCAUGGACGACACGCGCGCACGAGCCGACGAGGACAUAGCCCUGGAUUCGUCCCGCUUACGCUCGUCCGCUCGGCUCGGCUCCGCUGCCGCCGCCGCCGCCGCCGCUGCCGCUGCCGCUGCCGCCGUCACUGCCACCGCUGCCAGCAGCGUUGCCGCCACAACCACCACCUCCACCACCUCCUCGGCCGCCGCUGCCACUUGCCACCGCGUCGCGAGACGCAAGAGGAAGAAGAGGAGGCGUCAGCGGCUCGCUACAAGCAGCGACGACGUGCCCGUCGUGGUCGCCUCCCGCAGCGCUACCACGAGUAACGCUGCCGCCGCCGCCGCCGUCGAAACCGACGCCGACGCCGUUGUCGUCCUCGAGCCUGACGCUGUCACCGACGCCGACGCCGACCCCGACGCAAACGCAGCGACCGCCGCGGAAACGACAGACCCGGCGGCGGCGCGGGUCGAUAAACUGAGGAGCCGCCUCCUCCUCGGCGAGCAGCACACCGCCGCGGCCGCCGCGGCCGGCGGGGAAGUCCAGCAGCAGCAGCAGGUACGCGUCGGAGGAAGCGGCACGCGCGCGGCGGCCGCCUCCUCCGUCGGCACCACCGCCGGCGUCACCACGCUUCUCAACCGACGCGCCGGCAAGCGCUCGCCACGGCGAUGCAACGCCGGCGGACGUAGGAGCGCGAUGACGAUGGACCUGCAGCGGCUGAUCAACGAGGUGCACGCGAGGCCCGCGAUCUGGGACCAGAAGAACGUCAACUACCACAACCGCGACGUCAUACUGAAGAUGUGGCGGGAGAUCGCGAGGGCGUGCGAGGUGUCGACGGAUGUCGCCAAGUCCAAAUGGAAACACCUGCGCGACAACUUUCGGAACGAGCUGAAAAAGACCUACCGGGGUAAGUGCGACGGUAUCGGCGGCACCGAGCACGACUCCAAGUGGGUCUGGUUCAAGAGCCUCUUCUUCCUGCGGGACCAAAUGAAUUCGAGGGUGAUCGGCUGCGCCCUGUCGCAAAAUUGCGUUGGCGCGAUCGGUAUGCGCUCGUCUCCGGACGGCACGCAAAUCGAGCCGCAGAUCGAUAUUCUCGAGGGCCACGAGGAGACGCAGUUCGACGACCUGGACGGUGACUCUUGCCAGUCCCUGCUGUCCAACGACGAUGGCCUGCAUCAGGUGAUGCCGCCGCCGAAGAUGAACAAGAUACUCGGCCGGAAACGGGCGCUAAUGGAUGUGCUCGACAACGAUUAUGGCGUGGAGGUGGAUCGGAAACGGUACGAGUCGCUGCAGAAACGACUGGCGAUCGGGCCCGAGGAUGAGGACGACACCUACCACUUCCUCAUGAGCGUGCGGAAUCCUCUGAGAAGCCUGCCGCUCGACAGGCAGAUGUUCGUUCGUCUCAAGAUUCAGGAGUUGGUCUACAACGAGAUCAAUUCGCAGAACCAACAGCAGCAGACCGCGAGCCGUGGAACCUACGACGCCUCCUCGCAGGGCCAGGACGUGAAACCCCCGCGCGCCGGUAACGGCGGCAACGGCGUCGUCAGUGGCGACGUCGUCAGCGAUAUGUCGAAUCCUGUGUCGUUGCUGCAGAACUGCACGGCCGAGGGCACCGGUGACGAUGCCUUCUUCGGCUGAAGAGAGCCCGUUUGCAGUUUAAUUCGCUAAUAAACGUAAAGAACCACCGAGAGAAAGAGAGAGAGGGCCGCGCGGAUUAUAUAUCCCAAACUCAUUCAUCUCUGUUCCCUUCCUGAUCCUUCCAAGGCAAGAAUUCACAACGUGACGAGGUAACUUUUCGCCCGGCUAGAACGGCCGUCUAGACGAGAUGCACUGUAACACGGCAUUUUGCACCGACUUGAAUGGCUUAAUCGAAAGUCCGGCCCGCGCCUAAUGCAUCGCUUUCUCAGUUUUUCUCUACUAAAGCAGAUUAGUAAGUACCCCCUUCUUUUUAUCCUCUUACCCUUCGUUCUAUUUCUUUUUGCAACCUCUAACAAAUUGUCCGAGAGGACCUUAUACGUUAUUAAUUUUAAAUGGAUUGAGAUAUCGGCGACAUAAAAUAAAACGAAAAGCAGAAUAAAAAUGAAGUUGAACUUUUAAAAUAUGUAAUUUAGAGUUGUCGGAUUAUAAAUCUUUUCCAGUUUCUCUAACAUAUUAUAAAUAUUUCAAGAGCUCGUCUUUGAAAUUGUUCUACGCGAAAAACGGCAACUCCGUCGACUACAAUUAAUCGCGAACAAGGAACACGUUUACUUUUCGGUUCGGCCGACAAAGUACGAAAACGAGCGAAUACGGGACAUCACAAAGAUUCACUUUGAUCAUAAAGUGAAAUGCAAUCACUUCCUAUUCUCUUUUUCUACCGCUACCGUGUGUCAGACCAGCGUGUUCCAUAAAAGAGUUCAUCCUCUAUGACCCGAGGCUCCAUGUUCAAUAUUACCUAUCCUACUCCUCUUUUGGCAAAAUAAAUCUCGCAAAUUUGUCUUACGAUAGAACAAUGACCGACAUGCAGUUUGUUCAACGAUACGAACGUGAUUGCAUUAUCGUCAGGUAGAUAGUCAAAAUCGAAAUUGACGUAAUAAGGAAGUUGAAA